This is a messenger RNA of Boleophthalmus pectinirostris (great blue-spotted mudskipper), 2310 nucleotides long. It is a transcript of the gene stx11a, whose product is annotated as syntaxin 11a. Lineage: Eukaryota; Metazoa; Chordata; Actinopteri; Gobiiformes; Gobiidae. Gene Ontology annotation, cellular component: synaptic vesicle; endomembrane system; SNARE complex. Gene Ontology annotation, biological process: exocytosis; intracellular protein transport; synaptic vesicle fusion to presynaptic active zone membrane. The record is from RefSeq and is a predicted model, not a curated record. Gene Ontology annotation, molecular function: SNAP receptor activity; SNARE binding.
UUCCGUGCUGAACACUUCACACGGUAGUUUCAGAUGCGCUCUUGCUGUGGGAGGAAGGCGUGAUCUUCCGCAUUGUACCUGCUGCAUGUGUGCGCGCGGAGCAGAAACGAGAGCGCACUGAGACGUCCGGUACACAGAGCGGCCAAUAUGCGGCUUGACACUGCAUGUUGAAAUAUGGUGAAACAGCCCCCUGAAAGAGGAAAUGUCAUUUUCUAUGUGUGAAGCUUCUUUGGAGAGUUGAGUACGAAUAAGGUAAAAUGAAGGACCGACUGUUGGAGCUGCAGGGUCUAAAGUUGGAGGAAGAGGAGCCCAGGUCUAAUGAAAGACAUGACGCAAACAGUGGGGAUCCUGAUGAGGUUCCACUGCAGCAGCAUGCCGUGGUCUUCCAGGGAGAGGAUGUCAUGGAUGGCAUCUACAAGGACGCCCAAGCCAUGAGGAAAGAGAUGUUCCUUCUCAAAAUGGACGUCAAGCGCUUGGGAAAACAAAAUACCAGAUUCCUGACGUCGGUGCGGCGAAUCAGCAGCAUCAAACGAGACUCCAACGCUUUAGGAAAAGAUAUUAAAGCUAGGGGGGAAGCCAUCUAUAAACGUCUGGAAAAUCUGGGCAAGCUGAGCAAAGAACUGGAAGAGAAACAAGGCCCAACUUCAGCCGUGGUUCGAAUGGUGAGAUCUCAAUACGUAUCUCUAACCCGAGAAUUUCACGAAGCCAUGUCUGAUAACGAAGCCGAGAUGGCCCAAAGGGAGAACUGCAAAACACGGAUACAGCGGCAAGCGGAGAUCAUGGGCAAAGAGGUGACCAGGGAGCAGAUAGAUGAGAUGAUCGAGACUGGGAAGUGGAAUGUGUUUUCGGACAAUCUCCUGUUAGAGGGGCGGAGCGCAAAAUCGGCCCUGAACGAGAUCGAGAUCAGACACAAGGAGUUACUGGACCUGGAGAGUCGCAUCCGGGAUAUACAUGAAUUGUUUUUCCAAAUGGCGUUGUUGGUUGAGGAGCAGGGGUGCAUGAUAAAUAAUAUAGAGGCUACUGUGUGCGCAACUGAAGACUAUGUCGCCAAUGCCACAGAGCAGAUUAAGAAAGCAGUGAGAUACAAGAAGAACAAUCCAUGUAAAAAGCUCUUCUGUUGUUGCUUUCCGUGUUGUAAUUAGAAAAGAAAAGACACAAAAAGACACACAAUCCAAUGUUUUAUGUAGUUACCAAAACAGCACUGAGGAUUUGAGCAACCCUGACAAACUGUGAUGACUUGGUUGAUGCUAUUAUCCUAGUUCUCACGCCAGAUGUUGUAGCUUGGAUUGCAACGUUAGCGCCUAAUGGACAAUUUUCAGUUCAAAUGCGUUUACAUUGCAUUGAUAAUUAAAUCUACCAACAUCUGCUUUUCUAGUCAUAAUGAAAUCAGCUUGAAGCGUAAGACAGCCCCUUCUGCAUCCAUCUGUGUUUGCCUGCACAUUAGGAUGAUGGAUGUGAUAUCUGAUAAAGGUGCUUCAGUGACUCACCUGGUACGGCGUGUUUACACAGGGCCCGAGCUCAGACUGGAGUUCAUAAACAUGUCAGGGCAUCUAUCUCUUUAAAAGUUUAUCCACAGUAUAAGUACCGCUUACUACAAACACAAUUCUUACAUACAAAAUAAGACGUACAUUUUACAUCUUAGGGGGUUUUCACGAGUUUCAUAAUGUCCACAUGAAAAUCCAACGACAUAGCCUUUGUAACUUUGUAACUUGGUAGGUGUGCCAGUAAAGUAUGCAGCAGCACAGAUAUGCAACUCAUAAUCUAGCCGUUUACUUUGCAUUUCCUUUAUUUGUUUAUAGUGGAAACCUACUAAGAGAAAUAACAGAAAAUACUGAAUACUGUUACAAGAGAAUUUAUCAAGAGUUAUUUUACAUUUUACCCAAUUUCCACAUAUUUUUCUUUGGUCAUUACAGCAGCACAGACACACAGUUACAAUAUAAUGCUUUAUUUUGUACUUAUUUUAUUGUAUUUAUUAGGAAAUCCUUAAUGAGUCUUCACUUUUUUCUUUUAAAACAGAGAAUGAAUAUGUAGGUUGGCAUGGCACUUCCCAACACUGUUAUCUCAGCAACCACAAAUUUAUUUUUUGUGUCAGGGUUGUGGUAUUUAGUUUCAUUUAGUUUCAAGUUCAUAGUUGUAGAUUUUUUCAGCCCUUCCCUAUUGAAGCGUGAAGACCUACUUCUAUUUUGAUCAGGUUUUACAUAUAUUUUGCAUAGCUGCUGUAUAAAAUGGUUGUUCAUAUGUUCUACAACUUUGACUUGAGUCAUACAGUAUUUAAGAUUUAUUUCAAAAUAAAACCUUGUCUUAAUUGUU